Setaria italica (foxtail millet) is the source of this 770-nucleotide messenger RNA. RefSeq names its product cystatin-1. Gene Ontology annotation, molecular function: cysteine-type endopeptidase inhibitor activity. The transcript is spliced from 3 exons. The coding region runs from base 102 to 512 and encodes 136 amino acids. The record is from RefSeq and is a predicted model, not a curated record. NCBI's taxonomy places the organism in Eukaryota, Viridiplantae, Streptophyta, Magnoliopsida, Poales, Poaceae.
AAUUAUCGUGCCGACGGAUCGUAUACUCCUAGCCUCCUCCCCCCGCAGGCCGCAGCGCCUCCUCCGGCUAUAAAUCCCGGCCCCAAAUCCACCCGAUCCGGAUGCGCAAACAACGAAUCGCCGGACUCGUCGCCGCCCCCGCCCUGCUCGUGCUCGUUGCCCUCGCCGUCUCGUCGUCCUCCCGCAGCGCGCACAAGGAGCCGUCCAUGGCGGACCGCGGGACGCUGGCGGGCGGCAUCACGGAUGUGCCGCAGGGCGAAAACGACAUCCACCUCCAGGAGAUCGCCCGCUUCGCCGUCGACGAGAACAACAAGAAGACCAAUGCUCUUCUAUCCUACGAGAGGAUUGUGAAGGCGAAGACGCAAGUGGUUGCUGGCGCGAUGUAUUAUCUCACUAUUGAGGUGAAGGAUGGGACAGCCAAGAAGCUCUACGAAGCUAAGGUCUGGGAGAAGUCAUGGGAGAACUUCAAGGAGCUGCAGGAAUUCAAGCCCGUUGAGGAGAGCAGCGCUUGAGGAUCUCUCUAGACUUCCACGUCCAAUUGCUGCCUGAAGCGUGAAACAGACUUUCAGAAUAAGGAGCUGGUUCGGAUAUAGCUGUGUCAUUGCGAGCUCCCUUUGUGUGAUAUCAUAAAAUUACCGUGCCCUUUGUGUAAUAUCAUAAACAACGGUGCCCUUUGUGUAAUAUUAUGAAUAAUGGUGCUGUGUAUUCACCACGCCUCAUGAUGGAAUUCUUAUAUAAAGCAAGUCUUCAACUAGGAGCACAUUGGUCAA